CUUUUCGCUCAUCAUGGCGGACCGGUUCAAUAAGGUGGGCAGCUGCUGCGGAAUCAUAAUGUCUUUUUUUGCUAUUUAGUGUUCUGCUGCUUGAUGGCAGGGGCCAUCUACUUGGCCGGCUUGCUGCCCUUGUGGCUAAACAGGUUCUGCUGGGACACAAAGUGGUGGUGGUGAGAUGCGAAGGCAUCAAUAUCUCUGGCAACUUCUACCGCAACAAGUUGAAGUACCUGGCUUUCCUGCGUAAGAGGAUGAACACCAACCCCUCUCGUGGACCAUACCACUUCAGAGCUCCCAGCAGGAUUUUCUGGAGGACUGUGAGAGGCAUGCUGCCCCACAAAACCAAGAGAGGACAGGCUGCUCUGGAUAGGCUGAAGGUGUUCGACGGUAUCCCUCCGCCCUAUGACAAGAGGAAGCGCAUGGUUGUUCCAGCUGCUCUUAAGGUUGUGCGUCUGAAGCCAACUCGCAAGUUCGCUCUGCUGGGGCGUCUGGCACAUGAGGUCGGCUGGAAGUACCAGGCCAUCACCGCCACCCUGGAGGAAAAGAGAAAGGAGAAGGCCAAGCUUCGCUACGGCAAGAAAAAGACACUGAUCAAGCUGACCAAGCAGGCAGAAAAGAACGUUGAGAGCAAGAUUGCAAAAUACACAGAUGUUCUGAAACAGUUUGGAGUCCUUGUCUGAGCUGUUUUUCUCUGGCCAAUAAAGAGAUAAAUGUCUAUA
Molecule: messenger RNA, 716 nt
Organism: Perca flavescens (yellow perch)
Lineage: Eukaryota; Metazoa; Chordata; Actinopteri; Perciformes; Percidae
Gene: rpl13a
Product: ribosomal protein L13a
Exons: 7
Coding region: 249-677 (142 amino acids)
Biological process (GO): translation; negative regulation of translation
Cellular component (GO): ribosome; cytosolic large ribosomal subunit
Molecular function (GO): mRNA binding; structural constituent of ribosome
Source: RefSeq, a predicted model, not a curated record